Messenger RNA from Lodderomyces pseudojiufengensis, 2637 nucleotides. RefSeq names its product trehalose-phosphatase (gene TPS2). The record is from RefSeq and is a predicted model, not a curated record. The transcript has a single exon. Gene Ontology annotation, molecular function: catalytic activity. Bases 1 to 2637 code for a protein of 878 amino acids. NCBI's taxonomy places the organism in Eukaryota, Fungi, Ascomycota, Pichiomycetes, Serinales, Debaryomycetaceae. Gene Ontology annotation, cellular component: alpha,alpha-trehalose-phosphate synthase complex (UDP-forming); cytosol. Gene Ontology annotation, biological process: fungal-type cell wall organization; trehalose biosynthetic process; cellular response to heat.
AUGCCGGAGUUGGAGCAAUUAAAAGUUACACCGGCUAACGGUUAUACGGUAUCUCCAAAAGAUUUUGAAUCUAAUAAUAAAGUAAAAUUAUCAGGAAGAAUACUAAAUGUUAUGACAACAUUACCAACACAAAUAGUAAGUAAUUAUGAUCCAAAAAAUAAUCAUUAUUAUUGGGAAGUUGAUCCAUUUCGUGGUAAUUCAGCAUUAUUUUCAUCACAAAGUUUUUUACAACAACAUUCAGAUUGGGAAACUCAUUUAAUUGCAUGGACUGGUGAAUUAAAAAAUAAAUCAAAAAAUACAGUUAAUUUGACUUCAGAAACUUUAGAAGAUGAUCCACUUUAUUUAGAUGAAGAAGAUAAAGAAGAAAUCGAAAAAAAAUUACAAACGGCAAUUGGAUCAAAAAAUAUUCAUCCUGUAUGGUUAUUAAGACGUGAUCAAGAAAGAUGGAGAAAAUAUGCAGAAAAAUUUUUAUGGCCUGUUUUUCAUUAUUUUCAAGGUACUCCUUCAGAUGGUAAAGAAGAAAUUGAAGCAUGGCAUGAUUAUGUUAAAUUUAAUGAAGCUUAUUUGAAUAAAAUAAAACAAAUUUAUAAACCAGGGGAUGUUAUUUGGAUUCAUGAUUAUUAUUUAUUAUUACUACCUCAAUUAUUAAGAAUGGAAUUACCUGAUGCUUAUAUUGGACAUUUUUUACAUAUCCCUUUCCCAUCUUCUGAAUAUUUUAAAUGUCUUUCUAAAAGAAGUCAAUUAUUAGAUGGAUUAUUAGGAGCAGAUAAAAUUGGUUUUCAAUCUGAUUCUUUUCAACGUCAUUUCAUAUCUUGUUGUGCAAGAAUAAUGGGUUGUGAAGUUACUAAAAAUAAAGUUUUUGCUUAUGGAACAACUAUAUCUGUUGAAACUUUACCAAUUGGUAUAGAUACUUUGAAAAUAGAACAAGAUGCAUUUUCAAAAACUAAUGGAAUUGAUGAAAAAGUUGAAGCUAUUAGAAAUUUAUAUAAAGGUCAAAAAAUAAUUGUUGGAAGAGAUAGAUUAGAUAAAGUUAGAGGAGUUGUACAAAAAUUACAAGCUUUUCAAACUUUUUUAGAAAUGUAUCCUGAAUGGAGAGAAAAAGUUGUACUAAUUCAAGUUUCAACACCUGGUUUUAGUCAUUCUGCAAAUAUUGAACAAAGAGCUACAGAACUUAUUAAUCUGAUAAAUUCGGAAUUUGGUACCUUGAAUUAUACUCCAGUUGUGCAUUAUCAAAUGAUGAUUCCAAAAGAAGAAUAUUUAGCAUUAUUGAGAGUGGCUGAUUUAUGUUUAAUUACAUCUGUUAGAGAUGGAAUGAAUACAACUGCAUUUGAAUUCGUUAUUUGUCAAAAAAAUCAUGAUUCACCUUUAAUUUUAUCUGAAUUCACUGGUACAGCUACAGUUUUAAAUCAAGCUAUAUUAGUUAAUCCAUGGGAUUCAGUUGGAAUUUCAAAAACUAUCAAUGAUGCUUUAAAUUUUUCAAAUGAAGAAAAAAAAUUCUUAGAAAAGAGUUUAUUUGAAAAAGUAAGUUCAAAUACUAUUCAAAAUUGGACAUCAACUUUUGUUCGUGAUAUUAUUGAACAUUCUAUUAUAACACAUUCAAAUCAUUAUACACCAGCAUUAAACAGACCUUUAUUAUACAGCAAUUAUCAAAAAUCAAACAGAAGAUUAUUUUUAUUUGAUUAUGAUGGAACAUUAACUCCAAUCGUAAAAGAUCCAGCUGCUGCUAUACCGUCUAGUAAAUUAAAUAAAACUUUAGAUUUAUUAGCAUCAGAUCCAAAGAAUCAAAUUUGGAUAAUAUCUGGUAGAGAUCAAGCAUUUUUAGAAAAAUGGAUGGGUCCAAAACAUGUUGGAUUAUCUGCUGAACAUGGAUGUUUUAUGAGAGAUUUAGGAUCAACUGAAUGGCUUAAUUUGGCAGAAGCUUUUGAUAUGUCAUGGCAAUCUAAAGUAGAAGAAGUUUUUAAAAAAUAUACUGAAAAUACGCCAGGAUCAAAUAUAGAAAAAAAGAAAGUUGCAUUAACUUGGCAUUAUCGUGGUGCUGAUCCUGAGUUAGGAGCAUAUCAAUCUGAAGAAUGUUAUAAAGAAUUGGAAAAUGAUAUAGCGAGUGAAUAUGACGUAGAAGUAAUGACUGGAAAAGCAAAUAUAGAAGUUAGACCAAAAUUUGUUAACAAAGGUGAAAUUGUUAAAAGAUUAGUUUUACAUCCACAUGGUCAAAAACAAGCAAUUGAAGAAAUUAUUCAUCAUGAUUCUAAAUGUGAUGAAUUACCUGAUUUUGUAAUGUGUGUUGGAGAUGAUUUAACUGAUGAAGAUAUGUUUAGAUCACUUUUAAAAGUAGAAAAUCAAUGGAAAUUAGAUGGUAGACCAAAAAAUGAAUUUGGUUCAUAUGGAAUUUAUCCAGUUGCUGUUGGACCAGCUUCUAAAAAAACAGUUGCUUCAUCACAUUUAACUGAACCUUCACAAGUUAUAGAAACUUUAGGUUUAUUAGCUGGUACAGUAUCACUUUUUGAAAGUGCAGGUAGUGUUGAAUUAGAUGAUCGUGGUCAUGUUGCAAAUAGUGAAAGUUCAACAAGAUCAAAAGAUGCUGUUUUACAAGCUUCAUUACGUAGGAAGAAAAGUUCAGAAUUAGCUGCUAAAACUUGA